UCUAGUGUUUUUUCAGUGAAUUAUAAAAGCGGAUAAAAUAAAAUUUUUUGUGAUUUUUAUUGAAAAUUAAAAGAAAAAGAAAAUUGUAUUAUUGUUGUUGACCAGAAAUAACAAGAAAAAAAAAUAUAAAAAAUAAAAAAAAAAGUAAAUUGUAAGAAAAAUUUAAUACCUUAAUUUGGUCGACAGAUAAUUUCACCUUUAAAUGCUUGUAGUGCAUUUUCGGUAUACAGACUUAUACUUAAAUUGAAUUUUUAUUUAAUAAAUAAAAGAAAAAAAAACAGAAAAAACUUUUAUUUAAAAUAAAGUUUAAAUAAAUUGUUACUUACUUUCAAUCAUUCAAUUUUUUUAAUCUUCAGCCAUUUUGGUAUUUUAAAGUUUUUUUUUUGUAUUAAAUAAAUUCCCUUUAAAGUGAACCCGUAUAUGCUAUAGACUCAAAGAUUUUAAACAUUUUUGAAUUUAAAUUUUUGUCUUCCUCUGUUUAAAAACUAUUACUAAUGUAAAAAAUUUAAGAAAAAAUAUUAAAAUCUUUUCAAUAUUAAUAAAAUUAAAUAUUUUUUUGGAAAAAAAAAUUGUGCAUCUUAAUUAUUCUUAAAAAAAAAAAGUAAAAUAUUGUUGAAAUAAAAAUACAUUAAAGAAACUUAAAAACUAAAAGGUAGAAAAGAUUAAAAACAAAAAAAUCAGUGUUUAAAUAUUAAAAAAAAUAACAAACGAGAAAAAAAAAGUUUUAUUCUUAUAAGGGUUGGUUAAACAUAUAAUGGCCCCAAAAAAUAACUUUUUAGAAUCAGAAUGUGAUGUUGAUAAUAUCAAUAGUGAAGCAACAGUGAAUAAUGUUGUAACAGGAAAUAAUUUAAUUGAACAAGAAACUGAACAUAAUUAUAGUGUUGGUUACAUUCAAGUUACUGAAGAAAAUAAUAAUAAUUUUACAAGAAUUGAUACAUCUAUUACAACAACUGCUGAUUCAUUUGAUAAUAUUAUCAAUAAUAUAAACGAAAAUGAUUUUGAUACCGACAAUGAUUCAAACAACAGGAGCAACAACUAUCAUCAAAUCGAUAAUGAUUAUGAAGUCGAUGAAUAUAUCAAUAAUAAAAGACAACAAUUACCAUGGCAAGCACCAAAAGCUCAAGGAUUAUACGAUCCUGCAAAUGAACAUGAGGCUUGUGGUGUUGGUUUCAUCGUUGCUAUUGAUGGUAAAUCUUCUCACAAGAUUCUUCGUGAUGCCCAGACCUUGUCAGAACGGAUGAAUCAUAGAGGAGCUUGCGCAUGUGACAAUGACACCGGUGAUGGAGCUGGUGUUAUGUCUUCUAUACCGCAUGAACUUUAUGCAAAAGAAUUGGCAAAAUCGGGAAUACAGCUACCAGAAUUUGGAGGUUAUGCUACUGGUAUAUUUUAUUUGGAUGAAGAGACUCAUCAAGAAGCUGAAAAAGAGUUCGAUGAAUUGGCUAAAAGUUUAAAUUUAAAAAUUCUCAACUGGCGUACCGUUCCAACAAAUUCGGCAGCAAUUGGGCGUGUUGCACGUAAAAGUGAACCUUUAUCUCGUCAAGUUUUUGUUACAAGCGAAGAAACUGAUAAAGAUAAAUUAAAACGACAAAUUUUCGUUUUACGGAAACGUGCAACACAUGAACUAACAAAAGAAGGACGCCGUUUUUAUAUUUGUUCAUUAUCAACAAAAACAAUUGUUUACAAGGGACUAUUCACCUCUGACCAACUAUGGGAAUAUUAUACGGAUCUAUUAAAUCCUGAAUUUGAAACAUAUCUAGCAUUAGUACACACCAGAUUCAGUACAAAUACAUUCCCAUCAUGGGAAAGAGCUCAUCCGUUACGUGUUUUAGCACAUAACGGUGAAAUAAAUACUUUACGUGGUAAUGUAAAUUUAAUGAGAGCUCGUGAAGGUGUUAUGAAAAGUCAAAUAUUUGGUAGUGAACUAAAAAAAUUAUAUCCAGUGGUUGAGCCUGGUCUUUCAGAUUCAGGAUCAUGUGAUUGCGUAUUGGAAUUUUUGACUAUGGCUGGUCAGAGGACAUUACCAGAAGCUGUUAUGACAAUGGUUCCAGAAGCAUGGCAGAAUGAUAAAACCAUGUUACAAGAGAAACGUGAUUUUUAUCAAUGGUCUUCAUGUGUAAUGGAACCAUGGGAUGGUCCCGCUUUAAUAUCAUUCACUGAUGGACGUUAUAUUGGUGCAGUUCUAGAUCGUAACGGAUUACGUCCAUCACGUUUCUAUAUUACAAAUGAUAAUAUAUUGGUAAUGGCAUCUGAAGUUGGUGUUUAUGAUGUUGAUCCAUCAAAAGUUAUAUUAAAAAGCCGUUUAAAACCAGGCCGUAUGUUAUUGGUUGAUACACAAGAAAAGAAAUUUAUUCAAGAUAUUGAACUUAAAAAUAAAAUUGCCAGAGGUAGACCACAUUCUCAAUGGAUUAAAGAAAAGAUGUCUCUUGAUGACUUUCGAAAUGCUGAUUUAUUAAAUAACAAAAAUGCUAUCAACGGUGUAAAUGGAACUAUUGAAAAAAUUGAUCCAAAGAAACGUGGAAUAUUUGAUCCAAGAUUGUCAUUAUAUGGUUAUACUACUGAAACUGUUAAUAUGCUUUUAAUUCCAAUGUUCAAGAAUAAGAAAGAAGCUCUUGGAUCAAUGGGUAAUGACGCUCCUUUGGCUUGUUUGUCUAAUUUCCAGCCGUUGCCCUAUGAAUAUUUCAAGCAGCUUUUUGCUCAAGUUACCAAUCCACCAAUCGACCCAUUCCGUGAAAAAAUUGUUAUGUCUUUGCAAUGUCCUCUUGGACCCGAGGGAAAUUUACUUGAACCGUCAGCUCAGCAAGUACACCGAAUUUGGUUACACAAUCCAAUUCUAAGUAUUCCAGAUUUAGAAAUGCUAAAACGAACAUCAUAUCGGGAUUGGAAAACCAAAAUUUUAGAUGCAACAUUUCCAUAUCAAGAGGGAGUUGAAGGAUACUUAGAUUGUUUGAGACGUAUAUGUCUGGAAGGGCAGCAAGCUGUUGAAAAUGGUCAUCAAUUAUUAGUGGUAUCUGAUAGACAAGGUGGCCCCGAUCGGUGUCCAAUAUCGUCGUUAUUAGCUUUGGGUGCUUUACACCAUCAUUUAAUUGAAACUCGUAGCCGGAUGAAGGUUGGUAUUAUAGUAGAAACAGCUGAAGCUAAGGAAGUUCAUCACGUAUGCGUACUUUUGGGUUAUGGUGCUGAUGCGAUAUGCCCGUAUUUAACUUUUGAAUUGGCUAUGGCAUUACGCGACGAAGGUGUUAUCGAUCAAAACAUGUCGGAUAAAGAAAUAUAUGCAGCGUAUUCUAAAGCAAUUGAUACUGGUAUUUCAAAAGUUAUGGCUAAAAUGGGCAUCAGUACUUUACAGUCAUAUAAGAGCGCUCAAAUAUUUGAAGCUGUAGGGUUAGGUCCUGAUGUUAUCGAUACCUGCUUCCGUGGUACUCAAAGUCGUUUGGGUGGUGUUACCCUAGAAAUUUUGGCUAAAGAAGGACUAGAACGUUUUAAAUUAACUUAUGGGGAUUUAUCACCUGAUCAAAAAAUUUUGCGUAAUCCAGGUCAAUAUCACUGGCGCCAUGGUGGAGAACAUCACAUAAAUGAACCGGCUAGUAUCGCUUAUUUGCAAGAAGCCGCCGCUAACAACAAUAAGAGUGCUUAUGAAAAAUACAGAACAUCAGCUUUGGAUAAUGUUGAAAAAUGUACAUUACGCGGACAGUUAUCUUUUGUCACUGAUAGACAAAAAAUAGAUAUUUCUGAGGUAGAACCUGCAAGUGAAAUUGUUAAAAGAUUUGCCACAGGUGCCAUGAGUUUUGGCAGUAUUUCAUUGGAAGCGCAUACAACACUUGCAAUUUCAAUGAAUCGUAUUGGUGGCAAAAGUAACACUGGUGAAGGUGGUGAAAAUGCUGACCGUUACAUGGAUCAAGAUCCAGAAUUUAAUAAGCGAUCAGCUAUUAAGCAAGUAGCUUCAGGCCGAUUUGGAGUUACAGCUGCAUAUUUAGCUAAUGCUGAUGAUUUACAAAUUAAGAUGGCUCAAGGUGCAAAGCCUGGUGAGGGUGGGGAACUUCCUGGUUAUAAAGUGACAAAGGAAAUCGCGGAUACCAGGCACUCUGUUCCUGGUGUUGGGCUAAUUUCACCGCCGCCCCAUCAUGAUAUCUAUUCCAUUGAAGAUUUGGCUGAAUUAAUUUACGAUUUGAAAUGUUCAAACCCAAAAGCCAGAAUAAGCGUUAAGUUGGUAUCGGAAGUAGGUGUUGGUGUUGUUGCAGCUGGUGUCGCUAAAGGUAAGGCUGAGCAUAUAACAAUAUCUGGUCAUGAUGGCGGUACUGGGGCUAGUUCAUGGACUGGUAUUAAAUCUGCUGGAUUACCUUGGGAAUUGGGUAUUGCAGAAACCCAUCAAGUUUUAGUAUUGAAUAAUCUUCGCUCAAGAGUCGUCGUUCAAGCAGAUGGUCAAUUGAGGACUGGAUUCGAUGUUGUGGUCGCUGCAAUUUUAGGAGCUGAUGAAUUUGGUUUUAGCACAGCUCCAUUGAUUGUUAUGGGUUGUACCAUGAUGAGAAAAUGCCAUUUGAAUACAUGCCCAGUCGGUAUUGCUACACAAGAUCCAGUUUUACGUAAAAAAUUUGCUGGAAAACCCGAAGAUGUUAUUAAUUUCUUCUUUAUGUUGGCUGAAGACAUUCGCCAAAUUAUGGCAAAUCUUGGAAUAAAGAAAUUCCAAGACUUAAUCGGGCGUACUGAUUUGCUUAAACCGAAGGACAAGUGUGCUCCAAAAGCUAAACUUUUGGAUUUAUCACUACUUUUGAAAAAUGCAUUAGAACUUCGUCCAAAUACAAACAUAAUUGGAGGAUCAAUCCCUCAAGACUUUGGGUUAGAAAAGCGAGCUGAUAAUGAGUUGAUUUCCAAAUCGCAGCCAGUUAUUAACGGUACCCAAAACUCGGUAAACAUCGUCUCCCGAAUUAAUAAUGAGGAACGGGCUUACACAUCUACUUUAAGUUAUCAUAUUGCCUGUAAAUUUGGUGAGAGUGGUUUGCCAGAUGGUCGCAGUAUUAAUAUAACUUUAGAAGGCUCAGCUGGGCAAAGUUUCUGUGCUUUCUUAGCUAAAGGCAUUAACGUCACAUUAACAGGAGAUGCGAAUGAUUACGUUGGAAAAGGUUUGUGUGGAGGGACUGUUGUGAUUAAACCCCCUUCAACAGUGCCUUUUGAGUCUCAUCUGAAUGUUAUUGUUGGAAAUGUGUGUUUAUAUGGUGCCACUGCUGGUAAAGCAUUCUUUAGAGGAAUUGCUUCUGAAAGAUUUUGUGUUAGAAAUUCCGGCGUAGUAGCUGUUGUUGAGGGCGUUGGCGAUCAUGGUUGCGAAUAUAUGACUGGUGGUCUUGUGGUAAUUCUUGGUUUAACUGGACGUAAUUUCGCAGCUGGUAUGUCAGGUGGAAUUGCGUAUGUCUAUGACAUAGAUGGAAGUUUUAAACCCAAGGUUAAUCCAGAUAUGGUAGAUUUGUUGCCCCUAGAACAUGAAGAAGAUGUCAAAGUUGUCAAGGACCUGCUUGACGAAUUUAUAGAGAGAACUGGAUCAGCUGUAGCAAAGCAAAUUGCAGAUAAUUGGUCUGUAGAAAAAGCUAAAUUUGUUAAAGUUUUCCCACAUGAGUAUCAACGAGCUUUGAAGGCAUUAGAAAUUGAAAAAGCUGAGAAAGUUUCAAACAAAGCUGUCGCAAACGGUAAUAUUCCACAUGAACCUACCAUUCAAGACAUUGAAGAAGCUAUUCGUGAUAUCGAAUUAGAAAAGAAAAAAGUUGAUCAAAUACUUGAUAAAACCCGUGGAUUUGUCAAAUAUAAGCGAGAAACUGCAAUGUAUCGAAAUGCUGGUGAACGUCAAAAAGAUUGGGAUGAAGUGUAUAAUUUCCCACAUGUUCGGAAAUAUUUAAAGGUUCAAGCAGCACGAUGCAUGGAGUGUGGUGUUCCAUUUUGCCAAUCGAAUGUGCACGGUUGCCCCUUAGGAAAUAUCAUUCCAAAAUGGAAUGAUUUAAUUUUCCAUGGGCAAUGGAAAGAGGCUCUAAAUCAACUAUUGCAAACAAACAAUUUCCCCGAAUUUACAGGCCGCGUUUGCCCGGCGCCUUGUGAAGGUGCUUGUGUUUUGGGCAUUUCUGAGCCUCCAGUUACAAUUAAAAAUAUUGAAUGCGCUAUUAUCGAUCACGCAUUUGAAAAUGGCUGGAUCAAACCAGAAAUCCCUACAAAUCGCAGUGGUAAGAGAGUAGCUGUUGUGGGAUCAGGACCUUCUGGUUUGGCAGCAGCCCAACAACUAAAUCGUGCUGGUCACUUAGUAACUGUAUUUGAAAGAAAUGAUCGUAUUGGUGGACUCUUGCAAUACGGUAUACCAACCAUGAAGUUGUCCAAAGCAGUUGUGCAACGACGUGUGGAUUUAAUGGCUGCUGAAGGUAUUGAAUUCAAAACAAAUGUUCAUGUUGGAAAAGAUCUCAAAGCUGAAUCUCUUUUAAACGACUUCGACGCGGUGCUUCUUACUACUGGAGCUACCUGGCCACGUGAUUUGCCUUUGCCAAAUCGUGAUCUUCAGGGUAUUCAUUUUGCAAUGGAAUUUCUUGAAUCUCAACAAAAGAAGCAAUUGGGUGGUAAACAAGACAACAUUUCAGCUGAAGGCAAAGAUGUUCUUAUUAUAGGUGGCGGUGACACCGGCUGUGACUGUAUCGCUACUUCGUUGAGACAAGGAGCUAAAACGAUUACAACAUUCGAAAUCUUGCCUACUCCCCCAAAUACGAGAGCUGGAGAUAAUCCUUGGCCACAGUGGCCAAAAGUAUUCAGAGUUGAUUAUGGUCAUGAAGAAGUCAAAGUUAAAUUUGGAAAAGAUCCAAGGCAAUAUAGCACAACAACAAAGGAAUUUAUUGGCAAAGAUGGCCAUAUAACUGGUGUUAAUACAAUUCAAGUUGAAUGGACUCAAAGUCCAAAUGGACAAUGGAGUAUGAAGGAAGUCCCUGGAACAGAAAAGUAUUAUCCAGCUGACUUGAUAUUGUUAGCGAUGGGUUUCCUGGGACCUGAAAAGACUGUUCCAAAUGAAUUAAACUUGGAUUUAGAUAAUCGUGGUAACAUUAAAGCUGUUAACGGUCAAUAUGGGUCGUCUAAUCCAAAAGUAUUUGCGGCUGGAGAUUGCCGUCGCGGUCAAUCUCUUGUAGUUUGGGCAAUAACAGAAGGCCGUCAAGCAGCACGUCAAGUUGAUUCGUAUUUAACAGGCCGUCCAAGUGGAUUACCUGGUCCUGGUGGUGUUAUUGAUCCAGCAAGGUCGCCAUAAUUUGUUUUUAUUUAAAAACUGAUAUUUUUACAUACAACUUUGUGUUUAUGAUUUAAAACAUACACAUUCACUUUUAAAAUGUAAUACGUAUAUUAUAUUAUAUUUAAUUAUAUAUUUUUU
This is a messenger RNA of Condylostylus longicornis, 7375 nucleotides long. RefSeq lists its product as uncharacterized. Gene Ontology annotation, molecular function: FMN binding; iron-sulfur cluster binding; glutamate synthase (NADH) activity. The transcript is spliced from 17 exons. The coding region runs from base 755 to 7255 and encodes 2166 amino acids. Lineage: Eukaryota; Metazoa; Arthropoda; Insecta; Diptera; Dolichopodidae. The record is from RefSeq and is a predicted model, not a curated record.